Messenger RNA from Neurospora tetrasperma FGSC 2508, 555 nucleotides. RefSeq lists its product as uncharacterized. Gene Ontology annotation, molecular function: peptidyl-prolyl cis-trans isomerase activity. The record is from RefSeq and is a predicted model, not a curated record. Gene Ontology annotation, biological process: protein peptidyl-prolyl isomerization; protein folding. The coding region runs from base 1 to 549 and encodes 182 amino acids. Gene Ontology annotation, cellular component: intracellular membrane-bounded organelle. Lineage: Eukaryota; Fungi; Ascomycota; Sordariomycetes; Sordariales; Sordariaceae. The transcript has 4 exons.
AUGGCACCCACCGUUCUCCCUGCCUCUGGCAACCCGCUAGUCUUCUUCGACAUCACCCUCGGCGGCGAGCCCCUCGGCCGCAUCACCUUCGAGCUCUUCAAGGACGUAGUCCCCAAGACGGCCGAGAACUUCCGGCAGUUCUGCACGGGCGAGAGCAAGAACAACCUCGGUCGGCCGCAGGGGUAUAAGGGGAGCAAGUUCCAUCGGAUUAUCCCCAACUUCAUGUGCCAAGGCGGUGACUUUCUCAACGGCGAUGGCACCGGCUCAACUUGCAUCUACGGCACCAAGAGCUUUGCGGACGAGAAUUUCUUGCUGAAGCAUGAUACGCCUGGGUUGCUUUCUAUGGCUAACGCCGGCCCAAACACAAACGGCUCGCAAUUCUUCAUCACUACGGUCCCGACCCCCUUCCUGGACGGCAAGCACGUCGUGUUUGGUAAAGUCGUGGAUGGAAUGGAUGUCGUCAAGAAGAUGGAGAACACCAAGACUGGAUACCGCGGUAAGGACGUGCCAAACCUGGAUGUGGUGAUUGCUCAGUGUGGUGAGAUGUAAAAAGGG